Messenger RNA from Acanthaster planci (crown-of-thorns starfish), 3985 nucleotides. RefSeq names its product notum, palmitoleoyl-protein carboxylesterase (gene notum). Gene Ontology annotation, molecular function: hydrolase activity. NCBI's taxonomy places the organism in Eukaryota, Metazoa, Echinodermata, Asteroidea, Valvatida, Acanthasteridae. The record is from RefSeq and is a predicted model, not a curated record.
UCUCGCCGCAGUUUACAUUGCAGCCCGUGGUGCGGCCACCAAUACACCCACCCCGCAGACAAAAGCCUCAACGGAUCGGCCCCAUGCCAUGUAAGCUAGGGCUCUUGCUGCAUGCACUGGGCCUCACGUCAAAGUUGUCACAAUCCCGCUUCCUCCUUUGAUCUGAUGGCUGGCGCUUUCCCGUUCACAUCACACGUGACUUCCAACAAUCAGCUCGAACACUUUGUCGUCAGUGAUCUUUCAUGAGACAUACACAGCGAACUUUCCCUUGACGAGGAUGGUCAGCUGAACGUGUAACCGGAAAAAUCACCGCAUUUUCUCACGCUAGUAGAGAAAAAAGUUUCCGAAGACAGCAAGACUCGAACAAAACUCAACGCCAAACUUCUGCUCAUUAUUCGGCAUCCGACCAUCAAACAGUCGGUCACUCAUCUCAAGAAAACUGCAUCUGUUCCACUUUCGGCGUCGCCUUUUCACCCAUCAGUCCACCUUCAAUCUACCUCAAACUCCUCUCUAUAUACUUGAAGGCCUGCACCUUUUUACGACCUCAUUGAAUAAGCUGUCCACAGAUAAGGAAUCGGCAUCACUGGGCAUAAACGUUAAAUUUCUCAGAAAAGAGGAACUUCGCUGGCUGAAGCAAGUUUGUGAAAAAAUAACAUCACCGGUUGAUCAUCGGCGGCUACGCACGGUGGUUGGUCUGCGAGGCGUGGGGUUUGAUCAACUUUGCUCCUUGAGUUUUCCCAUCAAUCGACCCGGCUGGUAUUGACAUCGCAUACACACAUCAACCUCCGCACAAUGAUGUUCUCAAGACACUUCAUCCUCAUUCUGCUCCUCAACCUCAUCUUCGUUACCUCAGCCAGACAGGUGGACCUACCAGCCGAAGAGACGGGCACCCCGGACGGCUCCAACGAGUACGUGUUGGAUCUCAACAAGCUGGACGGGGACCCAGACAACCUGAUGGCCCAGAUCAAGCACCUGGCCUCGGCGCUUCACACCUGCGGCUUCAGUGGCGACAUGCAGCAGAUGAGGCUGGUUGAGCUGGCCAAUCGCUCUGUCACGUGCAAUGAUGGGUCGCCGGCAGGAUACUAUUUCAGGCAAUCUCAGGGAAGCAGAAAGUGGCUGAUAUUUCUUGAGGGAGGCUGGCAUUGUUUCGAUCGAGACAGCUGUCACAACAGAUGGUUGUCAUCCAGCAGGCUCAUGAGCUCCAGAACGUGGCUCCAAACAAAAACAGGAACUGGAAUCCUAUCUCCGGAUCCGGAGGAAAAUCCUGUCUUCUGGAAGUCCAAUGUCGUGUAUGUCCCUUAUUGCUCGAGUGAUGUGUGGAGUGGGACUGCAUCAGCUUCAGAAACAGGUGGUUAUGCCUUUAUGGGAAGUCUCAUACUGAACGAAGUGUUUCGAGAACUCCUUGGUGUUGGGUUGAUGGAUGCUAGACAGGUUGUCUUUGCUGGAAGCAGUGCUGGUGGUACGGGAGUUCUUCUCAACCUGGACCGAAUGGCAGCCUUGUUAGCUGAGGCAGGGAGUACCGCCCAAAUCCUCGGCCUCAUUGACUCUGGGUGGUUCUUGGAUCAAGAGCACCAGACACCAGGAGCAGAAUGCAACGAUGCCUUGUACUGUGAUCCAGCACUGGCUUUGCAGCUAGGAACAGAGUUGUGGAGGAGUGUGGCUCCCACAAGUUGCACUGACAUGUACGGUGAAGAGCAAAUGUGGAAAUGUUUUUUUGGAUUCCGGAUCCAUGAAACAUUACAAACCCCAGUUUUCAUCUUCCAGUGGUUGUAUGAUGAAGCUCAGUUAACAGUGGGUAUGUCGGAGCCUCCCAUCCAGAUUGAACACUGGAACUUCAUGCAGAAGACGGGCAGAGACAUGAGAGCAUCGCUUCGUAAUGCAUCUGCAGUUUUUGCUCCAGCCUGCUAUGCUCACAUGGUCCUUACAAAAAGUGACUGGACUAAUAUCCAAGUAAGGAACGUGGGCCUCCACAAAGCCCUCAAAUGCUGGCUCAAGAGAAACGAACCAGAACUGCCUGAUUUGACAAGGGAAGAGUGGGGCCCCCUCUUUAGCUCCUCACGAGAAACGAUAAACCCUGAGGAGUUUGGGAGCGGGUGGCUGGUGACAACCGCAUCACCUCCGACAACUGUAGGGGAUGAUGAAGACGAUGAUGAGGAUAGUGGAGGAGGUGGCUGGUGGGCAUGGAAACGAAGUGCAGCCACCACGGAAAGAAGAGUAAAGAAGAACAAGAGACGAAAUAGCCGCAGGAACAGCCCAGCGUUGGACAGAGAGAUGCAGGGUGAUGACCCAUGGGCUGCAGCCAAGCGAUCCACCACUCGCACCAAGAAAAAGUGCCAACAACGGCUGCUGGACCAUGCAACGUGUCCUCACUGUAACCCACACUGCCCUAAGAUGACCAACCCAUUCACAGGGGAGGACAUGGAGUUUCUCUCUUUCAUGCGCCUGUUUGGUCUCGAUCUCAGCGUACUGGCUGAGCAGAUGGGCUUAGAUGAGAGGGCACUGUCGAUGGUGGAACCAGCUGUAGCUAUGAAAAUACUGGCAGAAAGAGCACGUACCCGUGACUAGGAGAAAGCCAUCACUUUAACAUGGACAACUCCUUAGUUUAGUAACAAUUACUUUUAACUUUAAAGCUGCAAAAUUCUGGUGGACCAAACUUAUCUCAGACUCUUUAUAUAAACCUGUGAAAUGUACCAAGAACCACUCCUCUGUGAAAAUUAUGUACAAAUCAUAUUCACCAGCCCUGGCAAGCAAGACACGCACAGUAGACAGGAUAUCAAUAGGCAAAGAUGAGAACACACAAUCAAAUGAACAAAGGGUGGAAAUUCAUAUUUUUAAAUGAACCAAGACAUUAAAUAUCAAUAUAAUAUUAAUGCUGCAGUUUAGUCAGUUACCUACUAAGCAACUAGCAGCACACAUAUAGCAUAAGUUGUAUUUACAUCCCGAGAUAUUUCUCAAUAAAAGGUAGUCUACAGGAACAUGUAUUAAUGGGGUAAAAAUUUAUUUCUGAUCAUCAUCAUUUCUACCUAAAAUGAAUGUUCACAAAACUUGAAACUGGUCACAAUUUCAGGAUUCAGGAUUUCUGGUCACAAGUUAAAACUUGCGACUUGCACUAUGAGCCAGUGUUUCAGCCAUAUUCUAAACAGCCAAGGUCCUUUGGGAACAAAGCGCACGCCAGUCAGCGUACGGCUGCACUUAUGGGCCAGAAUAUCGCGCACGUGCAAAGCUGUUCCCGAAUAGCCUCACAUUGGGUAUGCGUUGUUGGAAUACCAAACUGGGUCAUUAAUUGAACCAAUUAAUAUUUAUCUGUGUCAGUCGGUAGGUCAUCCUGUAGUCAAUUAUCAACAUAAAUUACAGGAUUAAUUGACUUUGAGAGUUUGAUAUUUGAGGAGAGCAGCAAAGUAACCAAGUUUGAACCGCAUCAGAAUCUUUUUCUUUUUACUAAUUUAUGAGUAAAAAAGACAGCAUGGGUUCAAGCUGUGGUUGAGCUUUUUAGAGAAAUAUUACAAUGGAAAGCCUCAGUAUAAAUUAAAAUUUAGUAAAGGUAAGUAAAUAAAAAUAGGACUGUUUAAUCGCUUUUAAUAAUUACUAUUUUGAAGUUGAAUUUAUAGUUCAAUUUGUAUAUAAAUAUUUUUAUUUUAGUGUUGUGAAUUUUUUUUUGAGCAGAAUGUUGUGGAGCAUUCUUACCCAUUUUUAUUUGUGGGCCAAUUUUGAAUUUUUGACCUUUUAAACAAUGACCUUGAUGAAUGGUAAAUCAGGCAAAGCUUCAACAAAUAAUGAGUUAAAGGAAACAGGAAAUAGAAAUAUUUUUUAUAAAUUUUACAGAAACCCUUGAAAUUGCAUCUUUGGGUUUCAAUUAACCUUAUUUCAAAUUUUUGUUUGCAAUUUUAUCCAACAUUUUGAUGCUUUCUUGGUUUUAUGCUAAUGCAUAUUUGCAUAUUGAUGAGCAGAACUAUGAUGUCAUCCAAGGCACUGAAUCUCAAUGUUG